This is a messenger RNA of Menidia menidia (Atlantic silverside), 897 nucleotides long. Lineage: Eukaryota; Metazoa; Chordata; Actinopteri; Atheriniformes; Atherinopsidae. The record is from the annotation of a GenBank genome assembly.
AUGCGGACCCCGCAGGGCUCAGAGGGGGGCGUGCCCCUGCCCGGGGGCAGCUGUGGCAGCGGCGGCAGCACCGGCAGCUCGGGGCUCUCUCCGGGGUCCGAGUCCGACGGAGGCAGCCCGGUAGGCGGCGGGGUGGGGAGCAUGGUGGACGGAGGCGUCGGUGUGGGUGGAUGCAUGGGCGGAGGAGGAGGUGGAUGUGGAGGUGGAGGCAGCCUGGGCGGCACUCUGAGGGGGGUCCUGUCUCGCUAUUGGAGCUUGGAGAGCCUGCACUCCACCACAGCUGUGGUCGUUCCUGAUGGCGCAUCAGAGAAGGCAGGUCUGGGUGAUGAGCUUGGGAGCGAAGAGGAUCUUCUGUAUGAAGAAUUCCGGAGUUCUGGACAUCGGUUUGGGCAUCCAGGAGGAGGCGGAGGAGAGCAGCUAGCCAUCAAUGAGAGCUCCACCCCACCCCCACUCAGUGUGUCUGCCUCCCAGCGGUUGCUAUGGCCUUGCCUCAACCACUCCUGCGUCGGCAAAGUGGCAGGAGAAGCCGGGGAGGCCACCACCGGGGCCGCGCGGCGGUGGGGGGGGGGGCCGGCGCCAGAGGACAGCAGCGGGGACGCUCCGGGAGGAGGAGGAGCAGGGGGGGAGGCGGUGUGGUGCGGGGGCGCGGCGCUCCGGGAGCGGCGGCUGGGCGGCGGCGGUGGCGGUGGCCCCCGGGGGGGGGGCCAGGACGAGGCCAAGGGGCCGAUGGCUCGCGGGAACGGCUCGGGACGCUGGAGCCGGCAGCGGGCGGGCUUCUUCAACGCCAUGCUGCGCUGCAACCUGCCCCCCGACACGCAGAAGGUGGUGGUCUUCAUCAUCAUGAUGCUGCUCAUCGUCAUCAACGUGGUGCUCAUGUUCCUGCUGGCCUUCCAGUAG